Caenorhabditis remanei is the source of this 213-nucleotide messenger RNA. RefSeq lists its product as uncharacterized. Lineage: Eukaryota; Metazoa; Nematoda; Chromadorea; Rhabditida; Rhabditidae. The transcript has 2 exons. The coding region runs from base 1 to 213 and encodes 70 amino acids. The record is from RefSeq and is a predicted model, not a curated record.
AUGGGCUCAACUGGAGCAUCCGCCACCUAUCAUGCAUAUGGUGAUCUCAUUCGCACGCCAUCCAUUCAUCCUCUUAUCAGGAGCUGUUCCAUCAAGCAGAACAACUUGUGCAACAAGAGAAGUCGACCAAUCUCUGACAAGGACUUCGACGAUGAAAAAAGUGGUGGGUCCCUAGUACGAUUUGAUCUAUCAAUAGGGUGCAACAAAGUGUGA